AACACAGCUGAGCGCCAUCAGGUGGCGCUUUCUUGUCAAGGAGGCGGAACCGUUUCCCGCUGCUUUCCCCGCUCAAAUCACGUUCCCGCGCUUGGGAGGAAGACCCGGCGCGGGUAGGAGGAAGCGAGAUGUCAAAGAAAAGAGGUCUGAGCAUUGAAGAGAAGAGAACUCGGAUGAUGGAAAUCUUUUUUGAAACGAAAGAUGUAUUCCAGUUAAAGGAUAUUGAGAAAAUCGCUUCCAAAGAGAAAGGAAUAACGGCUAUGUCAGUGAAGGAUAUCUUACAAAGCUUAGUUGAUGAUGGUAUGGUAGACACUGAUAGGAUUGGAACUUCGAAUUAUUUUUGGGCUUUCCCAAGUAAAGCAUUGCACACAAGAAAAUGUAAAAUGGAAGAACUGCAGAAUCAGUUCUCAGAAUAUUGUCAGAAGAAAAAGAAUUUAGAGGAAAGCAUCAAGCAAUCAAAAAUUGGGCGGCAAGAUACUGCAGAACGUGCAGCACUAAUAAAGGAACUUAGUGCCUUACGACAGAAGAAAGACCAACUAAAGACAGAAGUAGAUAAAUAUAAAGAAUGCGAUCCAGAUAUUGUUGAAGAAAUCCGUCAAGGAAAUAAAAUAGCUAAGGAAGCAGCCAACAGAUGGACUGAUAAUAUCUUUGCUGUAAAAUCUUGGGCUAAACAGAAGUUUGGAUUUGAAGAAAGCAAAAUUGACAAAACAUUUGGUAUACCAGAAGACUUUGACUAUAUUGAUUAAAAGUGUUUAAAAAGGAUGCCACAUAAUUUAAUAUUGUUCAAGAUGUUUUAUUUUAAAAUUUAUUUCAUUACCCAUCAUUACUUGUAUUGAAGUUAAUA
Molecule: messenger RNA, 844 nt
Organism: Candoia aspera
Lineage: Eukaryota; Metazoa; Chordata; Lepidosauria; Squamata; Candoiidae
Gene: MND1
Product: meiotic nuclear divisions 1
Exons: 8
Coding region: 129-746 (205 amino acids)
Biological process (GO): reciprocal meiotic recombination
Cellular component (GO): nucleus
Molecular function (GO): double-stranded DNA binding
Source: RefSeq, a predicted model, not a curated record